AUGGCAUAUUCAUCGACCCAACCAGCGAUAAAACGGGCCAAGAAGCGUCAACGAACUAAUGCUGGCGGCAUUGAAUAUCCCACCAUUCCAAACGUUCCCAUGGAUGUCAUUCCUGGCUUUGUGGAAGCCAUUCGCGCCUCUGCCAAAGUCUUGCAGCACCAUUGUCAUCAACCUUUCUUGGAUCAUGAAGCAGAAUAUCAAAAGUACAAUAACAGUGGUGCUAUAAUUGAUAACAAUAAUAAUAAUGGCAAUGCUCAUGGCACUGCACAAAAUGAUGCUUCGACGAUGAUUCAUGAUCAGUUGAUGAAUCGAGUGCAAACUGCCGCUGAUAUAGCUCGAACUUCGAAAGAACAGGCACAAUGGAAGCGAUUAGAGAAACAAAAGCUGGCCAUUGACUCAUGGAUCGAUUCGGUGAAACGAUUCGCCUAUCAGACAGCAUCGUCAUCUUCAAUCCAGGAAUUACAGGAUCAACAAGGUUCAUUAACUUCAUCUUCUCAAAGCAGCAACAACAACAACAACAACAACAAUACCCAACAAACGAACAAAAAAGAACGACCAUCUGUUCCAUACGCUUGUUUUCUAUAUUUGUGGGACUUGCAACAGGAAACUCCCACCAAACUUCAGGUGAGAAGAGCAGCACUCUAUCUUUCCGGAAUUCUGUUGCGCAAGUCCAAGGAUUGUCGGUUUCAUUUGCAAAUGGGAUCCAAUCUUGCGGACUGGAUUGUUCAAAUGGCUACAAUACCACAACAGCAGCAACAACAAGAAAAUGAUUCCAGUUCCAUCUCGUUGGCACUAUUGCAACACGAAGCUCUGAGACUGCUCCACAAGUUGCACGAGCAAGGGUACGGCAAACUAUAUCCAAAACUUGCCGUGGCGGCGACUCGAUUGCGACAACAAUGUCCGCCACUUCCUACUAUUUCUAGUGACGAAGAAUUGUUAUUGCGAGAGAACGGUGCUACAAUUACCGGUAGUAGUAGCAGUACUAAUGAUUAUACAACAACCACAACAGCGGCAUCCAACAUUCUUCAUCGGAACAUGGUCGAUUGGAGGACAAUUCGAGAUUUGGCACUCAAAUAUGGAAACAAGGAAUUGAAACGUCUGCAAACAAGAAUUUCGAAAUGUCACGAAGCCUUGGAGAUUGUAGUGCCCCGCAUGGGGCAACAGCAAGACAAGAAAGAUCCAGCAAGAAAAGAGUCGUCGGUCGAGGAGCUACAAAAUUGCAAUGAAAUCAAUAAAUCUCAAGUUCAUGUUGAGAAUAACACCCAUGACGAGGGCGACGAUCAUGAGGAUGACGACGACGACAUUGAUUGGGAAGAUGGAGAUGAAGAAUUAGAAGAAAAAGAGCAAGAACUCAUGGCCAGUCACCCAGCGCAUCAUCUAUUGGCAGUGGAUCGAACAUUGGCGGCCAUGCAAUCGGCUGCUGGAGGCUUGCAGGGAGGGGAAUUGGAGAUUGAUAUGCGCAAGACAGAAAAGGAACAAGAAGAUGAGGAGGGAAUGCUGGGACAUGAUACCAAUUCCGAGGAGGCAGAACGCAAGGUCAAAGCCAAGUCUACACUUGCGAAACUCGUCAAGAUACUGCGAGAGAAACAUCUACCAAGGUUGUCUCUUUGGCUGGAUGGACUCGCCAAUGCUGACAAUCUAGUCAAGUCGAGUGCGGCACUGGUCUUAUUACCAGGUCCCUCGAUUCAGCAACGACAAAAGCUCAUUCGUGAAUUGACUGCGGCCAAGAAAUCCAUUUUCUCCAUUCUAACUUCUACUUUUCGAUUGGAAGAGAAAAAUUUGACGACAUCAUCCUCUUCGACAGAACAAUCAUCUGUAGAGAACAAUGAAGGCAAUGACGGGGAUAGCAACCGAAAUCGUCUCAUGUUUGGGGUAGUACCCCGACCUUCCGACACUCGACGAAUCAUCCAACCCAUGCUGGCGGCCCGAACAAGUGGUGGUGGCGGAAGUGAGGGACGAACGGCACUUGCCUCGGCUAUUGCGCGACACCAAAAACGGAAGAGAGUCAGUGCACGAUCUAGUCGGAUUCAGAUCAAAGUGAAAUCGAGGUAA
Messenger RNA from Cylindrotheca closterium, 2052 nucleotides. The record is from the annotation of a GenBank genome assembly. Lineage: Eukaryota; Bacillariophyta; Bacillariophyceae; Bacillariales; Bacillariaceae.